Molecule: messenger RNA, 3731 nt
Organism: Contarinia nasturtii (swede midge)
Lineage: Eukaryota; Metazoa; Arthropoda; Insecta; Diptera; Cecidomyiidae
Exons: 10
Coding region: 1159-3525 (788 amino acids)
Source: RefSeq, a predicted model, not a curated record
GCAUUUUUAGUAAAGUCUUUUGAAUAUCAAGUCAAUACAAAAUUGCAUCGACAUUACAUUUUUUUUUUGUUGCUCUUAAUUUUUGGGGUGAGCGAAUGAGAAAGGAAAAUGUAUUGAAGAAAAACAAAAUGAAUUUCCAUUAAAAGUGUUCAUAGUGGUGCGAGUUAAAUUCAAUCAAUGAAUAUACUGUAGAUAAAAUUGUGAAUAAAAUAAGCAGCGGCAGCCCAUUCAAUAAGGCAAGUUGACGAAUUUUCCAAAUUCAGACAAAUAUGCCGUUUUUGAUGGUGGUGCGCAAGUGUUGGUGCUGUUGAUGUCAAGCUGUGCAGAUUACAAGCCGUCGAAUAUUUUCCACCCGAAGCAACAACAACAACCACAAUAAUAAUAAUGAGACGAAUAACGAGAGCACACAAUGGUUAAUGGUAUGGUUGAUAGUAAUGGCGACCGUAGUACCAAUACCAAAACGAUAUAUCGCACAGAGUGUUGUAGUACAUAUUUUACUUCUUACUUCUAUUUCAUAGUGUUUUAAUAAUAAAUGGACAAUGCAUUCAUUCUUUGGGCAAAACAACGAAUUUGUUUAUCGAAUGGUUGACAAUGCAGAUUCUCAAUGGUAUUUAAAAUAAAAGAACAAAGAGAAGAAAAAAAAACAUUGCGAAUACGUUAAUGACAAUAACAAAUCCAAGAUAUACGUAUAAGAAAAACAUAAGUCAACAUAACAUACAUAAAGUUAACAGUACACUUUCGCGAAAGUCGAAACUGAUUAUUGCGAAUAUUAAAAAUAUAAAAUAAUAAUAGUAUUUUUUAAGUUAGCUACGCUUAUUCAAUUCAUAAACAAUCAAAAUAUGAGAUUCAAUCGAAAUCGUAUUUAAAAAACAAAUCUACAACGCAAUCGAAAUUUCCUAAGAAAUAGCUAGUGUUUAAAUAGCGCACAACAAAUACCAUUUUCACACUAUUUGUUACAAAGGAGAUUCUUAAAAUCACUCGUAAAUAUCUAUUCUUUGUAUUUGCAUAGUCAUUUACAAAUUAAAAAUAAAAACCAAAUCUAUUUAUUUAAAUGUAAAAUUCGCCGAAAUAAGCAUACACAAAGAAAAAUAUUCGUUAUUUUAAGACGAAAAUAAGUCGUGAUUCAUCAUAAAUAAGUCUUGAUAACAUCACAUUGAUAUGGCACUGUCAAACACAGCUUUAAUGCGGCCACAAAGUGUGCUGCAACAACUUUUAGAUGAAAUCAAUUUCCAACGAGCCAAGGAAAUGAGGCAGAUGCUAAAAGAUGAUGGUGGAUUUGUAAUGCUGCAGGGAACAACGUACUGGACCGAUUUAUUUGUUCGUCAUUUUUUAUUCCAAGUUGAAACUCAAGAGACCAUCGAUUCCGAUGAUUUAUUAUUUUUUGUGCGAAAAAAACAUGUAAAAGGUUCAUCAAGGCAUAUGCCAAAAUUCGAAACGGAUGUCGAUGUAUAUCGAAAAGAUUCAAGAAAAUUACCGAUUGGCGAUCCAGACGUUGAUUGGGAGGAAACGGUUUAUUUGAAUUUGAUUAUUCAUCAAUUUAACUAUACACUGACUCUGGCCAUAUGCACCCGGACGUCACCAAAAGAACUACAAGUUCUUCGUCGUCAUUCACAGCGAGUUUAUGCAUCUCCGAGCCGCCGAAAAAUGGACACAAAAGGUGAUGGCGAAGAAAUGACGUAUCCGCAUGUGUGUUUUAUGGUCGACAAUUUUGAUGAGGUGUUUUGUGACAUUUUGGUACGUGAUGGUGAAAUGGUGUGUGUAGAAUUAGUUGCAAAUGAUCGCGAUGGAGCUGUACAAGGUGUUAUAUUCUUGGGUUCGAUUCGAUAUGAUGCGCUAAAAAAAGUCUACGAUGCAAGACAAUCAAGCAUUAGUUCGAAAUUGGCACAACGAAUGACAUUUGGUUUAUUUAGCGGUGCUGGCCCGCAAACCCGAUGCGAAUUUGUACGAAUGAAGGGACCACAAGGUAAAGGACAUGCAGAAAUGGCAGUGACAAAACCAAAAGGAUCUGGCGUGGAAACACCAACCAGUGAACCAGGAUUUUGUAUGACUGACAUGUAUGAUGAAUGGGACGAAGAUCCGGAUGAUUUUCUAAAUUAUCGUCAUCAGCGACGUCUUAGCGAUCCAAGUGCAAAUUUAAACAAUUACAGUCGAUACGGCUGGAAAACCAAACCGACACCAGCUAAUGAUCAAUCAUCGAAGGCAAUGUCACAAAAUGAAGGCUUGGAUAGUUUGGCCAAUGAGGUGUCGGAAAUUGAAGCUGGCGAUUUGAAAGAUGAUGAUCGGUCUGCUUCCCCAAAUAAAACCGCCAUCACCCCCGCCGCCGUCAAUUCGAAUCGUAGUGCAUCGGUGGAUCGGACAGCGAAGACAAUAACACCAGACAUUGAAACACCGACGUGUUGCAAUUGUUUUGGUCCAUUGAAGCGAAAUCAAUGGGAUGAUGCAAUAUCGAAUCAAAUGUCAGAAGUGUAUUGUCGGGCAUGUGAAGAUGAAGAUGAUGAUGGUGACGCCGAAAUUGUGCACAUACCAAAAAAUCGUUACGAUUCACCUGCCAUACUCACAAACAUUACCAGAAAAACCAUCAAACGGAAUAAUAUUUCGAUGCAACGAAAAUUUCAGUUGGGCGUCGACAGCGAACUCGAAAUACCCACGGUUCUAGAACUGAAUAAAAAAAUACAAGAUGAUGAUAUCGAAUGCAUGAAAAAUAUUGGCGAUGAUUUUGAGCUGGGCGAUGAUGUGGUUGUAACCAGUGACGAAAUAAUCGAUGGGAGUUCAAGUCCACCGAAAUGUGCACAAAAACAAAUUGACACAAAAGAAAUGAUCCGGGUCCGUGGCAAAGAAGAGUUACCAUUCACAUCUGAUGUGCAAACAGAAAUUAUAAAUUCAAAUCAGCGACACAGCAACGGUGAUAAAAAAAAUUCAAGUGAUAAUAAUGUGUGCAAUAAUGAUGACCAUAAAAUCAAUACACCAAUUUAUAAUAAAUACUCUGCGAAACAAAUAUCAAGCAAAAUAAAUUGCACUCACAAUCAUCCAUUAAUUCCAAAUGUAAUGAUUAACAAUCGAAGCGCAAAAACGGUGGAAAAAACUCAAAUUCAAGGCCAACGUAAUCUUUUUGAUAAUAACAAUCGACCGCCGACAGUCCAAUCGUUUGAUAAAACACCAUUUCACAAGCAAAUAAACCGAAUUUAUGCUACGUUACCAAAAAUGAAAAAGCAAAAAAGUCUUCAAGACACAGUUUUCAAUGCAAAUCACCCACCGUUUUCGAUUCCAACUAGAACAACUCCAGAUGGCACAACCAUUUACUACAUUUGUGAUUUAGCGAAAAAUAUUACGAAAGAACUGGAUGAUGGUGCCUGCAAUCCAUUGUGGACUAGCAAAGGAUUUACGCAAACAUUUCAUUUUUGGAAAGAGCAUCGCAGACAGCAAUCAGUGCCGUUGAAUGCAUUUUUAACAUAUAUAACGUUACCGUGGUGGAGCAUCGCAAAAGAUAUACUGGAUCAUAAAGAGACGCCGAUAUUAACAUUUUAAUUUAUGCGUUUAAUCUAUCAAUUAAGGAAAGGAUUGAUUCUUCCUUCGAGUCAUAAUUUAUGGUUGUGGAACUUAUGGAUUCCGAUAUUUAUUUAUUUGAAUUUUUCGUAUCCAAUACAAACUUUCGGACUACUUAAUUAUAAUUAAAUAGGCCAUGUCGAUUUGUGAUCAAUAAUACCAUUUUUUUUUUUAAUUUUAAAUCAUAA